This is a messenger RNA of Tetrahymena thermophila SB210, 2916 nucleotides long. Its product is annotated as Myb-like DNA-binding domain protein. The record is from RefSeq and is a predicted model, not a curated record. Lineage: Eukaryota; Ciliophora; Oligohymenophorea; Hymenostomatida; Tetrahymenidae. The transcript has 10 exons.
AUGAAACGAUUGGAAAAGCCGUCGUUAAGCGAAAUCAGCCCUAUUCACAAUAAUAGUCUAUAAUAUAAAAAUAAUUACGACUUUAACUAUUGUGCUGAAUACGCUAACAAUCAAUAGCAUUACGCAGAUGAUUUCAUGAAUUAGCAACAAGAAAUGAUAAAUGAAAUGAGCCUUCAUGAAAGAUUAUAGCAUAAUCGCAAAUGUUUUCAUCAAUUCUCUGAAUAGAUAGGAAAUUUGAAGGACACAAAACUAAAUGUAAAAGAUACCAUUAUAGCCAAGCAAUGCCCAAUGGAUUUCCCUCCUUAUGUUGAGUUACUCAAAAUGUAUGAGAAGGACAUUUAAAAGAUGCAAGUAACCAAAACACUCAAAAAGAAUUGGAAUGAAGAUGAUAUCAUAAUUUUGAUUUGGUGUGUCAUGAAAUAUUGUGCUCACCAUAAUGUCUCCUCCCAUAAAAACCUGACUGAAAGUGAUUGGUAAUUCAUAGCUAAUAUGGUACCCGGAAAAGAUAAAGAAAGUUGUAGAUUUAAAUGGUUAAAAAUGUGUAAAGUCAACAUACAAGAUGAACCAUGGACAAAAGAAGAAAAUGAAAUUCUUCCCACUAUUGUAAAUCAAGUUUAAGAAAAGGGUAAAAAAGAUUGGGUAGAAGUAUCCACAAGACUCUUCUAUGAAACAAACUAAAAAAUUUAUAGAACACCAAAAUAAUGUAGAGAGCACUUUAAUAACUAUCAUGAUCCUGAUAUUAAGAAGGGUAGCUGGACAUAAGAAGAAGAUUUAGAAUUAUUAAAGUUGGCGAAAGAACUUGGUAAAAAAUGGUCAAUUAUAGCAAAAAAAUUAAAAGGUAGGACUGAAAAUGCAGUGAAGAAUAGAUUUCAUGCCAUUUUUAGAAAGCACAUUGAGAAAAAUGAAAAAGCAGGAAUACAAGAUUCCUUUGAAGAUUCCUAAAUUUAUGAAUCAGAAGAAGUAAGCAGCGAAUAAAACCAAAAUAGCGGCGGUAAUGGCGGAACAAUGGAUUCACCAUUAGGAAAAGAUAUGGUCAAUGAGAAAAAAUUGAUAAACAAGCUUAUAAAAAAUAUCGAAAACAAUCUUAAAAUAAACUCCAGUGAGUGCUAUUCUAGUGACAAUAAUUCUGUUUAUUCUGAUUCAAGCCGCAAUUCUAAAGCAUUUAAAAAAUAAAAACACAAAAUGCUAUAAUUUAUUCACAAAAACUACGAAUCUAUGUCUUCUGAUGAUGAUACUUCAAGGCACUCUCCUUCUCCCCAUACAGCCUAAAAAUCCAUUUUUAGCAAAGCCUACUCAGAUUAAAUAAAAUGCAAGCAAGAUGAAGAUGGCGAAAUGGAAAAUACAAAUACCAACAAUGCUUUAGGUUACUAAAGCAGUAAUUCUAAUCUUCAGCAUUAGACUCAUCCUCGCUAACAAAUUCAUCAAGAAAGUUAGUUUAAAUAAAAUAGUAGAAAUAACUCUGAGAACCCUAAAGCUAUUGAUUCAAACAGUCCAUACAAGGCUCCAAACUAUCAAAAAUAGAAUAAUUAUCAACCUAGUUAAUAUUAAUAGUAGCUUUAAGGUAGCGAUGAAAAGAUGAAGAAUGGAUUGUAUUAAUAGUAAUAAGGUAUCUACUAAUAAAAUGGCGUUAACUAAUAGCAACAUCCUCCAUAACAACAGUAAUAAGGUAUUCAACCAAGCUAGGGAAAUAUAGCCAGUAACCCUCAUAUAGGAAGCUAAAACUUUGAUUUCUUUAAUUAAUAAAUAGUCCUCGGAGGUUAAAUUACUUAAUCUAAAGCAGAUAGCAUUGAAGAAUUUGUGAGUCACUCAUACUAAGAUAUUCCAAAUUAAAAUAACCAGCAAAACCAAAACUAAGGUGGAUUCGUUUAGCAGAAGAUACCUUCUUUGGAACACAUUGACAUGAAAGAUGAAAUUAAGCUUAAAGUAAUGAACUACCAAGAUUUGUAGUACAAUGAGUAAGAUUAAUACUCCUAUGCUGUAGUUAAUUUAACUAAAAAUGAAAUAUUUUUGACUCCUCCAUCUCAAUAGCAAUAAAUGUAAAAAAUAUGGGCUUAGGCUUCUUAAAAUAACAGCAAUAAUAACACCAAAGUGUAGAAUAAUAAAAGUAUGUAGAUGCAACAAGAAGUUGACUAGAUCAAUUUUACAAGCAACAACAACAACAAUAACAACGGAUUCGAUAACUCAAAUAAUAUUAAAGUUCAAAAUAAAGCAAUUGUUAAUACAAAUUCUAUCCCACAAUACUAAAAUACCUAAAAUAAUUAAAACAUAAUGAUGUAAUAAUAGCAUAAAUAAAAUAGUAAUCAACAGCAAUAAAUAGGAAUACCUCAGCAAGAUACAACUCUUAGCUUUUAGAGUACUCACCCUUAGUAAAUACUUCCAGCAACUACUAAUAUAUUAGGUGGAGCUCAUAAUACUUAAAUUCUAACUUAAUCAGCAAUUAACUAAAACUAAGCUCACGUUCAGUAGACAUAACCAAAUAACUUAUAUUAGAGCUAACCUGCUUACUAUAAUGAUUAUAAUACUGGAUAAAAUACUGGCCAGCACUUUUCAGCUGGAAUUUAGAAUACUGCAGGACCAACUCAUGUCGCAGGUAUGAGUGCAAAUAUGAUGGGUAUUCCCUAAUUUUCUACAAAUAAUACCUCAUUCUAAGUAAUAGGCAAUAUGGGCAAUAUGGCAUAGUCUAUAAAUUAAAUAAAUCCAAUGAAAAUAGAAGAUGGAUAAUAAUUUUUAUUUAUGCAACGAAAUAGCUUUGACUUAUCAAAUAACAACUAAGCAUUUAUCCCAUAUACUGAUAAUAGUUAAUAUAAUCCUAACUUCGGAGGAUAAAGCAACCCUAACAACUUAAAUUAUAUUUAUCCUACAGGAUAAAUGGGUAACCAAUAUUAGUAAACAAUAAAUACUAUGAAUAAAUAAUGA